This is a messenger RNA of Stegodyphus dumicola, 678 nucleotides long. RefSeq lists its product as uncharacterized. The record is from RefSeq and is a predicted model, not a curated record. NCBI's taxonomy places the organism in Eukaryota, Metazoa, Arthropoda, Arachnida, Araneae, Eresidae.
AUGGAUUUGAAUAGAUAUAGUAGUUUAAGAAAAUUAUACCGUGUUACAAGUUGGAUACUACGAUUUAUAUACAACCUUAAAUUUAAAACUAAACGAUGUGGUGAACUAAGCACUGAAGAACUUAACGAGGCUGAAAUUAUCUGGACAAAAACUGUUCAAAGUGAAGCUUUUGCGGAAGAGCUGUCCUCUUUGAGACAGGGUAAAACAAUUUCUAAGACUUCCUCUAUUCUAGAACUGAAUCCCUUUCUUAAUAAUGACGGGAUAAUGCAUGUUGGUGGAAGACUUCAGAAGUCAAGACUUUCUUACCUUCAAAGACACCCAAUUAUUAUGCCCUCAAAACAUCACUUUGUGAAUUUAUUAGUGUGGGAUGCACACAGCAAAGUGUUUCACGGUGGAAUUUCUGAAACUUUGAUAGAAAUACGCGAAAGAUACUGGAUAAUUAAAGGAAGACAAACUGUUAAAAAUAUCUUAAGAAAAUGUAUUCUGUGUAAACGAUUUAAUUCUUCUCCUGGUGUGCAAGUUACUGCUCCUUUACCAGUAAAUAGAACAGAAGAAUUACCUCCUUUUUCUGUAGUAGGUAUAGAUUUCGGUGGACCACUUUAUACCAAAGACAGUGAUGAGAAAAACUACAUCGUGUUGUUUACUUGUGGAGUAACGCGAGCUGAGCUCUUCAUUUAG